This is a messenger RNA of Dissoconium aciculare CBS 342.82, 2890 nucleotides long. RefSeq names its product glycoside hydrolase family 65 protein. NCBI's taxonomy places the organism in Eukaryota, Fungi, Ascomycota, Dothideomycetes, Mycosphaerellales, Dissoconiaceae. The record is from RefSeq and is a predicted model, not a curated record. The transcript has 3 exons. The coding region runs from base 104 to 2734 and encodes 876 amino acids. Gene Ontology annotation, molecular function: alpha,alpha-trehalase activity; carbohydrate binding. Gene Ontology annotation, cellular component: fungal-type cell wall. Gene Ontology annotation, biological process: trehalose catabolic process.
CAACCGUCUUUGCUUCGUUGGUCUCCUUUCGCGAAUACUUUGAACUGCGGUCGGGCUUCGCGGUUUGGCGCAACGCGCUCAUCAUCGAGAUCACAACAGCAAGAUGCUUCGUCAAUGGGCAUCGGUCGCUGUUGCUCUUGGUACUCUAAUCGAUAUCACCACCGCGCAUACGUACGAGACGCGGUUUAACGGCACAACCUGGGACGAUGAUAAUUGGCGCAUCAUCACCACAAAUUUAGACCAAGGCCAUUACCAAUCGCGUAUGUCCUUGGCCAACGGAUAUCUCGGAAUCAAUGUUGCUGCCGUCGGACCUUUCUUCGAGGUCGAUACGCCUGUAGCCGGUGAUAAUAUUAACGGUUGGCCGCUGUUCAGUCGUCGACAGACUUUCGCGACUGUAGCCGGAUUCUAUGAUUCUCAACCUACAACCGAGGGCACGAAUUUCGAAUGGCUGAAUCAAUAUGGUGGGGAGAGUGUCAUUAGCGGUGUGCCGCAUUGGAGUGGUCUCUACAUUCAGGUUGGAAACCGUAUCCUGAAUGCCAGCGUCCCUGCACGGGAAAUAUCCAAGUUUCAGUCUACUUUAGACCACAAGCAUGGCAUUCUGUCAUGGAAAUACGAUUGGACACCAUCCGGCGCGAACGCCACGAUUGCCGUGGAAUACGAGAUCUUCGUGCACAAGCUAUAUGUCAAUCAAGCUGCCGUUCAGCUGAAGUUGACCUCGCAGACUAACAUCAAUGUCACCGUCAUCGAUGUUCUUGAUGGCGAUUGCGCAGUCAGAUCUGGACUGGUUGAAAAGGGAUAUGAUGCUAAGUCACCAAUCAUCUUUUCAGCCGUGCGACCAAACGGAGUCAACACUGAGUUCUAUGUUCAUUCGGUUCUCGCAGCAGAUGAUUCUUGCCAUUCCAGUAACCGUCGCGAGUAUAAGCUGCCAUCCGUCAUUGGUGGCAACAGCUCUUCAAUCGCGCAAGCGAUUGACGUUGUUUUGCAACCGAAGCAGACCUCCAAAAUUCACAAAUUCAUCGGUGGCGCAUCAAGUACCGCUUUCAGCCAUGCAAAGGCAGUGUCGCGCAGAUCAGCCCUCCAAGCAGCUCAUUCCGGAUACAAAUCUCUUCGUGCAUGUCACCGCGCAGAGUGGCAAAGUAUUUUCGCCGAAGACAGCGUCGACAACUUCCGAACUGCGAACGGUACCAUUCCUGCUGACACGAAUUUGAUCGAGCUUCAGAUCACGGCGAUUACCAAUCCUUUCCAUCUGCUACAGAACACAAUUGGCUCUAACGCGAUUGCCGCCGCCGGAAACAUCACUCACCUUGAUGUCAACAGCAUCAGUGUCUGUGGACUCGGGAGUGAUUGCUACGCUGGUUUGAUUUUCUGGGAUGCUGAGGUCUGGAUGGCUCCUGGCUUGGUGGUCGCUUUUCCACAAGCGGCCAAACAGAUUGCUAGUUAUCGAGUUGAGAAAUUUCCGCAGGCGCAGCGAAACGUCAAGACGGCAUACCAGUCAAGCCAGAACCAGACAGGAAAGUUCUCUCCGAACGGAGCCGUUUAUCCCUGGACGAGUGGUGGCUUUGGCAAUUGCACUGGCACCGGACCUUGCUUUGAUUACGAAUACCACAUUAACGGUGACAUCGGGCUAGAGAUUUACAACUAUUACGCCGUUACUGGAGAUACCGACUAUUUCCGCCAGCAACUGUUCCCGAUUUACGAUGCUGUCGCGCAGUUCUAUGUUGACUUGGUCACAUACAACUAUACAUCUAAGAUGUACGAUCUUUACAAUGCCACAGAUCCGGAUGAGUACGCCAACUUCCAGACCAAUGUUGGAUUCACAAUGGUCUUGAUGCGCACACAUGUCAACACGGCUAACACUCUGCGAUCGCGCUUCGGCUUACAGCCAAACGACACCUGGACGCAGGUCGCAAACUCGAUCACGAUCCCGGUGGACGAAUCAGCUAAUAUCAUCCUCGAGUAUGCUGCGAUGAAUGGCAGCAUUAGUGUCAAGCAAGCCGAUGUUGUACUUGUUGAUGACUUUCUCGACUUUCCCAAUCCUUACUCAUUGAGCAAUUUGGAUUACUACGCAGGGAAACAGUCCUUGAAUGGCCCGGGAAUGACAUACGGCGUGUUCAGCAUCGUGGCGAACGAAGUCAGUCCUUCAGGAUGCUCUUCCUAUACUUAUGACCUCUACGGAUCGCAGCCGUACAUUCGCGGCCCCUGGUUUCAGUACAGCGAGCAACUGCUUGACAACUUCGAAGCCAAUGGCGGUACUCAUCCGGCUUAUCCUUUCUUGACCGGUAUGGGCGGCGCCAAUCGCGUCGCAGUCUUCGGAUAUCUCGGUUUGCGACUGAUGCUCGAAAGCUUGAAUGUCGAUCCUUCACUGCCACCGCAGAUUUCUCAAUUGACGUACCGCACAAUCUACUGGCAAGGAUGGCCAAUCAAAGCCCGCUCAAACCAGACACAUACCACUUUGACGCGUCUCUCGCAUCCAUUGUCGACCGCAAAUUCCACCUUUGCUACAUACGCCAUUCCCGUCACCAUUGGUCUACACGGCGACGCACCUCCACUUUCUCUCCCACCCAACGGCGCCAUCACUGUCACCAACCGCGGCAUCGACUCAGGAGAUCGUGCCAGGCCAGUUCGCUCUCAGCGCCGUCGACGGUGCCGCCAGCACCAAGUGGCAACCUCUCCACGCCAACAUCACCGCCAGCGUCACAGUACAACUCUCACAACCCUUCAUCCCCAUCACUAGCAUCCUCUUCGACUGGGCUCAAGCCCCACCCCAAAGCUACCGCGUCACCUUCCACAACCUCUCCGACACCACCAUCGUGCCGCCACUACUCGUAGCGAGCUCAGAUAACAUCGCCAUUAGUAAUCCCUACAAUGCGGCGAUGGCGGCGGCAGUGGU